Messenger RNA from Mytilinidion resinicola, 577 nucleotides. RefSeq lists its product as uncharacterized. The transcript has 2 exons. Bases 127 to 423 code for a protein of 98 amino acids. Gene Ontology annotation, biological process: carbohydrate metabolic process. Gene Ontology annotation, molecular function: hydrolase activity, hydrolyzing O-glycosyl compounds. The record is from RefSeq and is a predicted model, not a curated record. NCBI's taxonomy places the organism in Eukaryota, Fungi, Ascomycota, Dothideomycetes, Mytilinidiales, Mytilinidiaceae.
UGAGGCGGCCAGCGAAUAGAUGUAUCGAGCUACCCUGCACGUCACGGAGUCGAGGGACCGCCAACACACCAGGUCACUCCUCUUCUACUGGUCUGUGACUUUACCCCAACGUCGAGAAACAAUUCCAUGUGGCAGUUAAAUUGGACGCCGGUGCCGUCGACUGUAUGGUAUACCUAUUCCCCAGACUUGGCUCGCCAAUUUGCGCCUCCUUCAGUUAUCCACUUAAACCCCGGUUGCGCCGACGUCCUGAAAAAGGAAUGGGUCUUCAAAGGCCUCGUGAUGUCAGAUUGGGCUGGCACGUACUCCUGCAGCGAGCUCGUUAAUAGAGGCAUGGAUUUGGAGAUGGUGAAGACUUCAGGAUCUCUUGAUUUCAUUCUUUCCCUGACAUAUGAUUCAGACUGGUCCAAUCAAACAUGGCGGUAAGAAGCUUUUAGACGCAGCAUCGAGAGGCGAGGUAACAACAGAGCCCAUUGAUGUAGAGGCCUAUAGAGUACUGGAGCUCAUCAAACGAGCUGACAAAUGGACCAACCCAAUUGAGAUGCCUGAAUUCGAGGCAGCCAGCAAAUCAUCGGGCAUC